Molecule: messenger RNA, 1137 nt
Organism: Cucumis melo (muskmelon)
Lineage: Eukaryota; Viridiplantae; Streptophyta; Magnoliopsida; Cucurbitales; Cucurbitaceae
Exons: 5
Coding region: 1-1137 (378 amino acids)
Source: RefSeq, a predicted model, not a curated record
AUGGAUGAUCCCACCAAGGCUCAGAUGUGGUUUGCUUCUGUAGAGACCAUCUUCAGCAUAGUAGACACCAGGGAGCCUAAAGUUUUCUUUUCAUCUGAGCUAGUGGUAAGAGAAUAUCUCGAUGUUUUCCCUGAUGAGCUUUCAAGACUUCCACUUCUCAGAGAGAUCGAUUUAUCUAUUGAGCUAGAUUCAGGCACUAUUCAUAUAUCUACAGCUUCUUAUAGAAUGUCCCUAGCUAAGCUAAAAGAGCUGAAGAAGGUGUCUUUUCUUGGCCAUGUUGUAUCUAAUGAGGGAGUUGUUGUGGAUCUAAUUAAGAUUGAAGCAGUUACCGGUUGGCCUCGACCUUCUACAGUCAGUGAAGUUCGUAGUUUAUUUUGUUUAGCAGGUUAUUACAGAAGGUUUGUGGAAGAUUUCUCUCGUAUAGUCAGUCCUUUGACUCAGUUGACCAGAAAGGGGACUCCUUUUGUUUCGAGUCCAACAUGUGAAAGUAGUUUCCAGGAUCUUAAGCAGAAGACUGUUACUGCACCAGUCCUUACAGUGCUAGAUGGAUUUGGAGGCUUUGUGAUUUACAGUAAUGCCUCUAAGAAAAGACUGGGUUGUCUAAAUGAUCUAUAUUUGGUUGAGGAGCACCGCCUGGCAGAAGCAAGGCAAGAUGGAGAGUUCUCCAUAUCCUUUGAUGAUGGACUUAUGUUUAAGAGGCGUUUAUGCAUCCGAGCAGACAAUAGGGUUAAGACUGAGGCCCAUAAUUCUCCAUUUUUUAUGCAUUCUGGCAGUACAAAGAUGUACCAGGACUUGAAGCGAGUUUACUGGUGGCGAAAUAUGGAUAGAGAAGUGGCAGACUUCGUAGCACCUAUGAAGUGUGUUUUGAGGUUUGAGAAGAAGGGAAAGCCAAGUCCAUGUUUUGUAGGGCUAUUUGAGAUACUUGAGUGGAUUGGCCUCGUAGCUUAUCGUUUGGCGUCACCUCCAUCGUUUUCUGCAGUUCAUGAUGUGUUUCAUGUCUCUAUACUGAGGAAGUACGUAGCAGACCCGACACAUGUAGUUGACUUUGAACCAUUGAAAAUUAAUGAGAACUUGAGUUAUGAGGAGCAACCCGUUCAGAUUUUGGCAAGAGAGAUUAAGAUGCUCCACAAUAGAUGA